CAGCCGCAGUCACGUGACCUUUGCUUUGCUCUGUGUGACAGCAAACCGCACUGUGUUGCAUUCAUGUCUAACUUAACUAAAGCAAUGUCCAAGUUCCGUCUGGCCGUGGUGCAGCUGCAGGUGACCAGCGUGAAGGCGGAUAACCUGAGCCGGGCCCGGAGGCUUGUUCAGCAGGCUGCAGGAGAGGGCAGCAAGGUGGUGCUGCUGCCGGAAUGCUUCAAUUCUCCAUAUGGAACCGGCUUCUUCGCUUCGUAUGCUGAGAGGAUCCCAGGAGAGUCCACACAGGUGCUGUCAGAGGUAGCGAAGGAGAACAAGGUGUAUCUAGUGGGAGGAUCCAUCCCAGAGGAGGACGGUGGGAAGUUGUAUAACAGCUGUACAGUGUUCGGCCCUGAUGGAGAGCUGAUUCUGAAACACAGGAAGAUUCACCUCUUUGACAUCGACGUUCCCGGGAAAAUCCGCUUCCAGGAGUCGGAAACACUGAGCCCAGGCGACAAUUUGUCAAUGUUUGAAACCCCGUUCUGUAAAGUAGGCGUAGGGAUCUGCUACGACAUGAGGUUCGCAGAGCUCGCACAGCUCUACAGCAGGAAAGGCUGUCAGCUGCUGGUCUACCCCGGAGCCUUCAACAUGACCACUGGUCCGGCCCACUGGGAGCUCCUGCAGAGGGGGAGGGCGCUUGAUAACCAGGUAUACGUGGCCACAGCAUCACCUGCCAGAGAUGAAACUGCCUCUUAUGUGGCCUGGGGUCACAGCACUGUUGUAAACCCAUGGGGAGAAGUUGUCUCCAAGGCUGGAGCAGAGGAGGCUGUAAUAUACGCUGAUAUCGACCUGCAGUAUUUAGCCGACAUCCGGCAGCAGAUCCCCAUCACAGUUCAGCGUCGGAGCGACCUCUACACAGUCAAGACCGUGCAGGAAGGAUCGAGCUGAAGUCCGCACACAGAGAAACGGAGUCCAUUCACUCUGAUGCCACGUCGUCUUCUCUUCCUGCACCAGAAGCACCAGACUCUUAAUUGUGGAAAUGAGAGAUGCAAAUGAGAGACAUAUGUUGAUGCCAGCAUGACUGGAACACAAACACACUGCUCGCUUUUUUGGAUAGAGCCUCCAUUGCAUCUGUGUGAUGUCUAGUGCUGAAAUGAUUAGUCGAUUAGUAGAAAAUUGACGAGAAUUUUGGUAAAGAAAUAACUGUUUGCCAUUUCUGGUCACAGCUUGUCUAAUGUGAAAAUGUACCUCUUAUUUUUAUCUGUUUCAGAUUAUUGGUAAAUGAACAGUUGGUUUGCCCAAAAAAGAAGAAAAAAAACUGAAAUCAUAUUCAUCUCAAUAGAGACUGAUAAUUAUUUUGUCUUAUUUUUUCAGGAUAUUUUCUGUCCUGAUGGGAAAAGAUGAACACAUUUACACAAAGUGAAAUCAAUAAAACAGAAAGUGAAAUAAA
This is a messenger RNA of Scomber scombrus (Atlantic mackerel), 1426 nucleotides long. RefSeq names its product nitrilase family, member 2 (gene nit2). Gene Ontology annotation, molecular function: omega-amidase activity. Bases 64 to 924 code for a protein of 286 amino acids. Gene Ontology annotation, cellular component: mitochondrion. The transcript has 10 exons. The record is from RefSeq and is a predicted model, not a curated record. Lineage: Eukaryota; Metazoa; Chordata; Actinopteri; Scombriformes; Scombridae. Gene Ontology annotation, biological process: oxaloacetate metabolic process; L-glutamine metabolic process.